GUCCUCCAGGCGGCGCUAUCAGCCGCCAUCUUACCGAGAGCGGAAGGAAGCCCGGAGUCCGCAGGUCUGAGUAGAAGAAAGAAGACAGAAGAUGGAGGUGACGGGGCCGGACAGUGACUGGAGGAGUCCGCAGUUCAGACAGAAAGUUGUGGCUCAGAUAGAGGAGGCCAUGAGGAAAGCAGGAACUGCACACACCAAGUCCAGCAACGACAUGGAGAACCACGUUUAUGUCAAAGCCAAAUCCAGAGAGGAGUAUUUGUCUCUGGUGGCGAGGCUGAUCAUACACUUCAGAGACAUCCACAAGAAGACUCUUGGAAGUUCAGAUCCCAUGAAUUCCCUGACUAACCUGACUGGGGUUGGGGGGGUUCCGGGCACCAUUGGUAUGGGGCCUCGCCCCACCGGCCCUCCAGUGGGUGGCAUUGGGGCCAUGGGGCCGAUGCAGAUAGGUCAGCAUGCAAUGGCAGGGGUGGCUGGAAACCCACAAUCCAUAGGGGGUCCAGGCCAAAUGCCGAUGCAGCAGAUGGUGCAGACGCAGCAGCAGCAGCAGCAACAGUCCAUCCAGUUCCAGCAGUUCCAGCAGCAGCAGCAGCAGAAUGCCAUGCAGCAGCAGCAGCAGCAGCAGCAGCAGCAGCAGAACGCUGCCAUCCAGCAGCAGUUUCAGGUACAGCAGCAGCUGAGGGUGCAGCAGCAGCAGCAGCAGCAGCAGCAGCAGCAGCAGCAGCAGCUGCAGCAGCAGCAGCAGCACCACCAGAACCAGCAACUCCAACAGCAGCACCAGAAUCAGCAGCAGGCCCAGAAUCAGCAGCAGCAGAACCAGAUGCAUCAGACGAGGAUUCAGCAGCAGCAGAUGCUGCAGCUCCAGCAGCAACAUGCUCAGGCUCAGGCGCAGGCUCAAGCUCAGUCCAUUCAGCAAAUGGUUCAUCAGCAGCAGCAGCAGCAGCAGCAGCAGCAGCAGCAGGCUCAGGGGCAGCCUCAGCCAGGUCAGAUACCUCCACACUCGCAGCAGCAGCAGCAGCAGCAGCAGCAGCAGCCUGGCAUGGUGCCUCAGUCUCUGCCCGGACAGAUGACGUCUGCUCAGCAUGUUCCAAACAACUCGCUGAGUCAGCAACAGCAGCAGCACCAGCUCAAGAUCCAGGCCUUCCAGGCUCGUGCAGCCUUGCAGCAGCAGCAGCAGGUCCAGCAUGCUCAGCAGGCGGCGCAGCAAGCCCAGCAGGCAGCAGCGCAGGCGCAGCUCAACGCAGCCGCUGCUGCAGCCGCUGCUGCUGCCGGCGGUGGCGGCGGACCUGGACAGUUGGUUCGUCCUGGGAUUCCGAUUCAAAACCGGUUACCGAGAGCCCCCCUCAACCCCUCCAUCCCUCCUCCCAAUGCUGCGGCUGCGGCUGCGGCUGCAGCCGCAGCCGCAGCCGCAGCAGGAAGUCAGCAGAUGUCACAGGUCCAGCAGCAUUCAGUGAUGUCAUCACCGUCACCUGUUCAGGUCCAGACACCGCAGUCGAUGCCCCCCCCCCCUCAGCCGUCACCACAGCCCCCCUCCUCACAGCCCAACUCAGUCAGCUCCGGGCCCACGCCGUCACCAGGCGGCUUCCAGCCAAGCCCCUCCCCCCAGCCCGCACAGAGCCCUGCCAACGCCCGCACCCCCCAGAACUACGGAGUCCCGUCCCCUGGACCACUCAAUACUCCAGGUAACCCCAGCUCAGUGAUGAGUCCUGCGGGGGCCUCGUCCCUGGAGGACCAGCAGUACAUGGAGAAACUCAAACAACUGUCCAAGUACAUCGAGCCUCUUCGCAGGAUGAUCAACAAGAUCGACAAGAACGAAGACAGAAAGAAGGACCUGAGUAAGAUGAAGAGUUUGCUAAACAUCCUGACGGAUCCAAACACCAGGUGUCCUCUGAGGACGCUUCAGAAAUGUGAAAUCGCUUUAGAGAAGCUGAAGAACGACAUGGCCGUGCCGACCCCCCCCCCGCCGCCCGUGGCCACCAAGCAGCAAUACCUGUGUCAGCCGCUGCUGGACGCCGUCAUGGCCAACAUCCGCUCGCCAGUCUUCAACCACUCGCUGUACAGAACCUUCGCCCCCGCCAUGACCGCCAUCCACGGCCCCCACAUCAUGGGCCCCAGCGUCUGCGUUCGGAAAAGGAAACACGAGGACGAGGAGCGGCAGACCAUCCCCAACAUCCUGCAGGGGGAGGUGGCGCGCCUCGACGUGAAGUUCCUGGUCAGCCUGGAUCCUUCGUUCUGCAGCAACAACGGCACCGUGCACCUCAUCUGCAAACUGGAUGAUAAAAACCUGCCCAGCGUGCCCCCCCUGCAGCUCAGCGUUCCGGCUGAUUACCCCGAGCAGAGUCCGCACUGGGCCGACGACGGCGAGCUGUACGGUGUGAACAGCUUCCUGCAGACGGUGCACAGGAACAUGACGUCCAAGCUGCUGCAGCUGCCGGACAAGCACUCGGUGACGGAGCUGCUCAGCACCUGGGCCCAGAGCGUCCGCCAGGCCUGUCUGUCUGCAGCCUGAGGCCCCGCCCAGUCCCCCAGGGUCCCAGGGCCACAUCAGAACUUCUGGAUCCUCCUGUGAGCGACUGAGCCUUCAGGAAACAGACUGUGGUUGUGACUCCGUGUGUCAUGUGAUCUGUGCCUCGUGCAGACGCUUCUCAGAAUCCAAGGGGACCUGAUCCACGUCAUGGAUCCUCAACGCGUCACUUUGUGAACUGGAGUUUUGUAUCAAAAGUAUUUUUUCUUUUUGCUUUGGUUUUCAAAAUAAAACUAGUUUUGUUUCAUGAAUAAAAAGGUUUCUUUUUAAUUAAUUGGA
Platichthys flesus (European flounder) is the source of this 2800-nucleotide messenger RNA. It is a transcript of the gene med15, whose product is annotated as mediator complex subunit 15. The transcript is spliced from 18 exons. The record is from RefSeq and is a predicted model, not a curated record. Gene Ontology annotation, molecular function: transcription coregulator activity. Lineage: Eukaryota; Metazoa; Chordata; Actinopteri; Pleuronectiformes; Pleuronectidae. Gene Ontology annotation, biological process: regulation of DNA-templated transcription. The coding region runs from base 92 to 2506 and encodes 804 amino acids.